UGGCCGUUUGCGGAGGAGCCGGGAGACAAGAAACCGAAGGCCCAGGUGACUGCUACGGUAUAUGCUUUAAUAAUACGUGGACUGCAUCAAUGUCUAAGAUUUCAUCACUAUACACAAAAGGACCAGAAGAUCACUUUUCUUCGUCAAGAACAGUUCUACUUAUUCUUCUAACACAAAAGGACCAGAAGAUCAUAUUUGGUUUUUCCCACUCAAAAUAGACCAUUCCACAUAAAUAGCUACGAAAGAGGUGCCAUGACAUGACAUUCCGCCUCCGCUUGUUCUCUUUGAAAAUGAGCCUCCACUUGCUUUCUUCAAAAAUGCAGCAACUCGAUGAGAGGAUCCAGGAUCUGAAGCAAAAAGGCAACCGUGUCAAGGCUGAGACACUCAACCUGCAACAAAUGAGGAAGGAUAGGUUGGACCCAUCUCACAAGGAUAGGUUCGACCCACGGUACGGCUACGACGAUGAUCUUCGGUUAUGAUCUAGAUACCUCUUAGACUUUGAAGAUGACAGUGGUGCGUAUAGUCUGGAUUUCGUCUCAUUAGUUUAAAGGGGGUGCCAUCCGUAUACGGUAGAGGGCCAUGUCUCUAAGAUCUAGGAUAUAGUAUACUUUUUUCUCUAGGAAGAUGAUAGGACAUCUUCGCAGCAGUCGUAGGGAAAGCGCCUCUGAAUUGUAAAGAUGGGGCAUCUUUUUCAAUAAGUCUUGUCUCUCAAUGCUCAUGGGUUAUUUCAUUCAUCUACACCCAGGACUAAGGUCGUGUAAAUCAAUCUUCUACAACACUCUUUGGAUAAAAUUGCAACUCACCUACAUCUUAGGGAUGGGAGGGCGGACCAAGUUUACUCUUCAACAUCUUGGCUAUGAAUAUGAAAUACAUGGUACUACUUUGCUUAAUCGCAAACUAGCAUAGAACAGCUUCCUAUUGCUAUUUCUAUCGGUACUAGAACUUGCUAUUGCCGUAGUCUCUAAUCCAGCUGCUGGAGAAGUUGGACGAUCGGCAAGUGGAUCGCAACAUGCUGCUGUCUUCGCUCAAAGCAAUUAAGGAUGUGCCAAAGCCGGAGGCACUCGCAUUAAGGCUCAAAAUAGUUUAUUUUCGCCUUUCCUAUGCUUACCUUCGUUUCCUUCAACAUGUUGCCUUUUCUAUUAAGAAAGCGAGGACCACCUUCUUAAUACUAGAAGAUGACAGAAGAUUCUUGUGGGUUCGCCCUAAUCAAAGAGAAGCUGGAAUCGGGCGAAGAAUACUCGAAAAAGGCCGCGGAAUACUUGGAGGACUUCGAUACCGCGUAUAUCGAACUGCUCAAAUUAUGCUUCAUGAAAAUUUUCGAAGUUAGCGACUAUUUUUAAUCAUGCCCUCAUAACCACUGAGCAGGCCUCCAGAUGACAAGACAGACUAUCUUCACAAAGUGACACCAUUUUACCAAGUGGCGCCGUUUCAUUUCCACGUCUUGCUCAUCACCCCAUGUCCAUUAAGUCUCUGCUCAUCCACACUAGAUUGCACCUCUUUACUACAGGCAGAGAGGAGGAUCUUUUUCCAUGAUCUACAAAAUCUCCUAAGAAAGACAAUAAAGCGGUUACAACAAGUAUUAUUCGUAUUAUUCUGAAUUCCGCGAGAAGACUCUAAUGUACGACAUAACAGAGAGAGCGAAAUCUUCGUUGGUGGAGUCGAGAAAUACACUCGAAUCAUACAAAAAGGAACUGGGUGAGAAUGUCGCGAACAGCUUCUUUACUCUGGACGCAAAGGAGUUCUUAGAAACUAAAUUUGCUCGGCAAAGUGCUUACACAGUACUCAACAUCUACAUACCGAAGCUCGAGGAACCAAUAAAGGAGGCGAUGCAGUUGGAUUUCGUCGAUAAAGGGAGUUAAGAAGUCCCAGCAGCUACAGUACAUCUGUUUAACAAAAAUGCAUGAUCUCAUAAUGUACAGACCUACUUGGGACUCACCGCAUCAGCACGUUGUGCAGCUAUAUGACACAUCAUCUCGAUCGUUACCAUCAAGUAGCUCGUUUGAUUUUUGUUAUCAGCAUGAGUGUUUGAGUCUGUUCACUCCUUGUUCUCAAGAAUGCCUUUUCCUCCCAGCUUUAUAUCUUGAUCAAGAGAGUGCUCUAACGCUGCGUCGCAGGUAAGGCGCUUAUGACGGCCAAGGACGAGCUUCCAAAGGGGCUAGAGAAGCAAAAACUCGAGCUUUCGAAGGUCCUGACUCAGCUUAAGGCCACCCUUCAAGCAUGUCCUCAGUAUCAAGAUUCUUGGUUCACCUUUUUCUAUUGGAAGCAAAAAGGUACAAGCCGGGCACUCGUGGAACCAAAGAUGCACUCUAAUCAGAUAUAUGAUGACUUUGCCACUGCCGACGAGAAGAUGGACGAGGCUAACCCAGAACUUCUCAGUCUGCUCGAUGGCCUUCAUAGCUCGGUUAUGCCCGCCUUCUUCACGAGAAUGGCUUGUUCAUCGCCACCACCGGUGUGAAUUAGAUUCUUCUCCGUUGCUCUCCUUAUAACAGAAAAGGUCUCAGAAGAGGAUCUAGGCGCGCAGUUGGAUGGAAUGAAGAUGCGUUCUUCUCCUUGUGAGUCCCUCUAAGUCAUUCACCAGAGCAGUCCGAUAUCUGGAAGAUCUAACGCACGCGGUGGAUGAAAAUUAAGGCGGUUAGCACUAACUCAUCUCUGACUGUAUCCCUGUAAGCACAGUAUUCCACCACCACGUGAAAGUUACAACAGAUCACAGAGAUACAGCCAACUACAGAUGGAUACUUGACAGCGCUAACCUAAGCAGGCUUCGAUGCUUGUGAAAUUGUACUUCGAGGCCGAGAAGAAUGCUGACGUUAAGGCUAGAGCUGAGACGUCUUAUCUCCAAAUCAAGAAAAGCAGUCUGGUGCGAAAGAAGUCAAAAAACUUUUCUAGUUGGAAACACUCAUUUUCGAGAUGAAAUAUUUAAGUAGCCGCACUUUGGUCUACGAGCUCGUUGCAUUCUAGUACUAGAUAUUCACAAGAUUGAGAGACGGCCCUCGAACUUCAAGGCGGUCGUUAAGUCCGAAGCCGUUGCUGAGCCGCAGCCGAAAGCAGGUGUCGAAAAUGGCAACGAGAUCCUGGGUUUUAUGAAAAAUCUGCGUGACGAGUACAAGAAGAGGGUCGCCGAGCUGAAGAAGACGAAGACUGAAGACAAGCAGGGCGCGUUUGCUCGCUAUGAGGAAACGAAACAGGCGCAGAAGUUAUCCAUUCCGGAGGCGGCGCAGUCAUUCCUUGAGGAGGUGCCGUUUUAGACAAACACACUCGC
Molecule: messenger RNA, 3259 nt
Organism: Amoebophrya sp. A25
Lineage: Eukaryota; Dinophyceae; Syndiniales; Amoebophryaceae
Source: the annotation of a GenBank genome assembly